GGAAGCGGAAGCCCACCACGAAGUUGAGUAGGAACCCGGAGUUGCUGGCGGAGGUUUGGUGGCCCACGUGGGGCUCGGCGAGAGAGUCGGCCGCUGAAGGCAGGGAGCUCCGGCAAACGCCGCCCUCGCCGCCCUCCGCCCGCCAGCCUCGGGACAGCGGCUUCUUCCCGGGGCCGUCGGGCGUGCGUGCGGCGACAUGGACACUCCUCCGCUCUCAGAGUCGGACUCGGAUUCUGAUGAUUCUCUUGUCACAGACCGAGAGCUGCAGGACGCGUUUUCCCGGGGCCUCCUGAAACCAGGCCUCAACGUGGUGCUAGAGGGGCCGAAGAAGGCCGCGAACGACGUGAAUGGCCUGAAGCAGUGCUUGGCUGAGUUCAAGCGGGACCUGGAGUGGGUGGAAAGGCUCGACGUGACGCUGGGUCCGGUGCCGGAAGUCAGUGGAACUAAGCCAGCGCCUGAGAACAAGGACCAGAAAGCUGUUGAUCCAGAAGACGACUUUCAGCGGGAGAUGAGUUUCUAUCGUCAGGCCCAGGCUGCAGUCCUUGCGGUAUUACCCCGCCUCCAUCAGCUCAAAGUCCCUACGAAGCGGCCCACUGACUAUUUCGCAGAAAUGGCCAAGUCUGAUCAGCAGAUGCAGAAGAUUCGCCAGAAACUGCAGACUAAACAGGCGGCCAUGGAGAGAUCUGAAAAGGCUAAGCAACUGCGAGCACUUCGGAAAUACGGAAAGAAGGUACAAACAGAGGUCCUUCAGAAGAGGCAGAAGGAGAAAGCACACAUGAUGACUGCCAUUAAGAAGUACCAGAAAGGUUUCUCCGAUAAACUGGAUUUCCUUGAGGGAGAUCAGAACCCCGCUGCACAGGGCACAAAGGUUGCGCGGGGAGCAAAGGCGGGAGCUAAAGGGCAACAGAUGAAGAAGGGGCCUAGUGCUAAACGACGAUAUAAAAACCAGAAGUUUGGUUUUGGUGGAAAGAAAAAAGGCUCCAAGUGGAAUACUCGUGAGAGUCAUGAUGACGUAUCCAGCUUCCGGGCCAAGACAGCUCAUGGCAAGGGCCUCAGGAGGCCUGGGAAAAAAGGGUCAAAUAAGAGACCUGGGAAACGAACAAGAGAGAAGAUGAAGAGCAGAACACGCUGAAUAGCAUCUCUUGAUACAAAGAACCAAGAAAAAGGGAUGAAAACUUUGAAUUUCACAACACAAGUGAAUCCCUUCUGUUGAUUUCUGUUUGUAAAAUAUUCUUUCAAUAAACUAAAGAAAAGUUUUCAAGGAGAUAUA
Molecule: messenger RNA, 1270 nt
Organism: Tupaia belangeri chinensis (Chinese tree shrew)
Lineage: Eukaryota; Metazoa; Chordata; Mammalia; Scandentia; Tupaiidae
Gene: EBNA1BP2
Product: EBNA1 binding protein 2
Exons: 9
Coding region: 197-1132 (311 amino acids)
Biological process (GO): rRNA processing; ribosomal large subunit biogenesis
Cellular component (GO): nuclear periphery; preribosome, large subunit precursor; nucleolus
Source: RefSeq, a predicted model, not a curated record